Molecule: messenger RNA, 1317 nt
Organism: Crotalus tigris (Tiger rattlesnake)
Lineage: Eukaryota; Metazoa; Chordata; Lepidosauria; Squamata; Viperidae
Gene: IQCK
Product: IQ motif containing K
Exons: 11
Coding region: 104-958 (284 amino acids)
Source: RefSeq, a predicted model, not a curated record
UCCCGCCUCGACCCGGAAGUGAAAAAGCGGCGGGAGCCCCGUGGCCUAGAGACGCGGCUUGCCGUCGCCUAGCAACGGCUUCCUCGCUCGCUCGCGCCCUUCCAUGGCCGCCGUCGCUGAGGAGGCUCCGCUGCGGAGCCUCUGGGAGGAGAUUUGCGCAGAAUUCGAAGCCCAGCAGCCUGUUCAUCCAGAUCAUUUGGAAAAGAAAGAGGUACCUCCACCUGCCUUACAGGUUCCUGCAGACGUUGGGCCACUGCCAGAUUUGAAAGGGGAUGACAGCAGAUCCGUGAUUACUGACGAAGUGCUCUCCCAGAAGACCCUGUCUCUUCUUUCCGAACUGGUCCCUCCUGAGCUUCCUGACCUAAAAACAUGUAGUCCCAGGGACUUCUUGGAAUGCUACAUUUUCCCAGUGCUUCUUCCUGGGAUGGUCGAACUUUUGCAUCAAGCUAAGAAAGAAAGAUGCUUUGAGAGGAAACAGACAAGAUUUAUCGCCCUUGAUUUCCUCACGGAGUGGUUAUACAACCACAAUGCGAAGAGAAAAGGCGAACCGUUUGUGGAAUUUUUUGAGAUCCCUUUCGUGAAGGAUUGGCUAAAGGACCAUCCUAGACCUCCCAUUCCUUUGUCUCUGCUGCUCACCGAGAAAGAAGCCGGCUUCAUCAUCCAAACCUUCUGGAAAGGUUAUCGGGUCCGUUGCGAUUCUGAAGUCCAGGAAUUACGCCAGUGGCAAAAACAUUUGAGGGAGACAAAGAACAUUAACAAACGCGUACGGGAAUUCUGGGCCAAUCAAGAAAAGAAAGUGGGAACCAAACUGGAAGACUCUGAGGAGCCCAGUCCAACUCACUCAAAAACUAUAAUGGCGGGAAUGUCAAAGACACCUGAAGUCAAAGCAAAGAUUAAUAAGGACCAGCUAAGCAACUCCAAGCUUGCAGAGAAUUCAUUGCAGGCUGGCUCAGAGUGAUUGCUUCUAACAGAAUCACAGUCUGAUCCUAGAAAUGCGUGGAAAGGUUGGACAUUUAAAAUGAUUGCCACCCUCAGAAAUGUCUGCCACAGCUGGACAACGUUGACCGCCUCUUCUGCUGCUUGCUGAGAGCAUGCCUGAUGAAAGCAGUUGUUUAGCCCCAACAAAAGUGACAAUUUUACCGAAAAACCAGAUUAUGCCUCCAGUUGCUCAUUUUAUUCAAUUGUGCGUGAAAGGGUUUUCUUUUCAAAGCAACCUUGUUAAAAAAACAAACAAACACACACAGGAAGGGUGUCAUUCCGUGCAACUUUCCCUUUGUGAAGCCAAGAAAAAAGAAAAAGAAAAGAAACAUUUUUUUU